Messenger RNA from Sinocyclocheilus anshuiensis, 1722 nucleotides. RefSeq names its product cell division cycle 40 homolog (S. cerevisiae) (gene cdc40). Lineage: Eukaryota; Metazoa; Chordata; Actinopteri; Cypriniformes; Cyprinidae. Gene Ontology annotation, molecular function: protein binding; mRNA binding. Gene Ontology annotation, cellular component: catalytic step 2 spliceosome. The record is from RefSeq and is a predicted model, not a curated record. The coding region runs from base 49 to 1506 and encodes 485 amino acids. The transcript has 12 exons. Gene Ontology annotation, biological process: mRNA splicing, via spliceosome.
GAAGAAGAAGAAGAAGGACUUGCUGACGAAAGACCAACAACAUCCAAGAUGGCGGCGGCGGCGAGUUCCCUCGUUUCUUACGGCAGCGGCUCAGAUUCGGAAAACGAGUCCGAAUUCGGUAACGUUACCAGUCCGCAGAAGGUCGAUCCAGACGCGGUAGCUCAUCUUCAGCCGUUAAAACCCGGCACUAUAACGGCGUUAGCCGUUCUGAAUUCCGCGCCCGAAGUCGCCGUGAAGGAAGAUGUUGAGACCGGUGUUCAUCUUGAUCCAGCACUCAAAGAAGUCACUUACAACCCUACAUAUGAAACCAUGUUUGCUCCAGAGUUUGGACCAACAAACCCGUUCAGAUCGAAACAGAUGUCCGCCCCGAGAAACAUGCUGUCUGGUUACGCCGAACCGGCUCAUGUCAACGACUUCAUGUUUGAGCAGCAGAGAAGAACGUUCUCCACGUUCGGUUACGCUCUGGACCCGUCUGUGGACACCAGUGAGGUCUCAUCCAGCAGCUACAUUGGAGCCGUGGAAGAAGCGGAGAAAAACAAAGGGCUGAUGGUGUUUGAGACGGGAGCGAAGAAGACAGAGAAGAGGAAGAAGGUGAAAGGUGGAGAUGCGUCAGACAUCGAGAGCUUCCUCGGCCCCUGGGCCAAAUACCAGGAUGAGAAAGACGUGGCCAAACCCUCAGAGGACGAGCAGAAAGAGCUAGAUGAGAUCCUAGCCAAGAGACAAAAGCGAGGCAAGAAUGAAGAAGAGGCUCCAGCGGAGGAGAAGACCGUCCUGCACGUUAAAGAAGCGUACGAUUAUCAGGGCCGCUCGUACCUGCAUGUUCCUCAGGACGUGGGCAUCAACCUGCGCUCAGCGGACGUCCCGGAGAAAUGCUACCUGCCCAAGAAACAGCUGCACGUCUGGACCGGACACACCAAGGGCGUCAGCGCCAUCCGUCUGUUCCCGGUGUCUGCUCAUCUCCUGCUCUCCUGCUCCAUGGACUGUAAGAUCAAGUUGUGGGAGGUUUAUAAUGACAGAAGAUGUGUGCGGACGUUUAUCGGUGAGUCUUGUGUGGUUUCUAUCUCUGCUAGUGGAAGGAUCAAACACUUGAGUGAUCAUCUUGUCAGGGAUAUUCCUGUGGACUUCAAGUACAUCGCUGAGCCCAGUAUGCACUCGAUGCCUGCGGUCACGCUGUCGCCCAACGGAAAGUGGCUGGCCUGUCAGUCCAUGGACAAUCAGAUCCUGAUCUUCGGAGCGCAGAACAGAUUCCGGCUCAACAAGAAGAAGAUCUUCAAGGGUCACAUGGUGGCGGGAUACGCCUGUCAGGUGGACUUCUCUCCGGACAUGAGUUACGUGGUCUCCGGCGAUGCUGACGGGAAGCUGAAUAUCUGGGACUGGAAGACGACGAAACUCUAUCAUCGGAUCAAAGCGCAUGAUAAGGUGUGCAUCAGCGCGCUCUGGCAUCCUCACGAGACGUCGAAGGUGAUCACCUGCGGCUGGGACGGACAGAUCAAGCUCUGGGACUGACGCAUCCGCUUCCUCGUGUUUUCCUCUCGAGCCUGAGUCUCAGCUUUUAACUGAUGUGAGAUUAUUAAUGGGCUGGUAUCCAGUCCUAAACACACAGACACACACACACACACACACAGACUUGCAGCUCAUGCUUUUUGUUUUGUAAUGAAUGAAUCUGUAUCUCCAGUGUCUCACAUUUGUCUCUUUUUGAGGAUAAUAAAUGUCUCUCGUUUA